CAACCAGCGAUCGCCGCCGCGUAACGCUAGGGCCAUGGCGGAGCGCCUGCUGCUGCGGGCGCGGCGGGGCGGUCGUGGGACCCGCUCGGUGUCGCUCCGCGGGAGGCGGCUGCAGCGCGUACCCCGGGGCCUGGCGAGCCUCCCGGGGCUGCGGGCCCUGAGCCUGCGCGACAACGAGCUGCGCUGUCUGCCCGUCGAGCUGGGCGGCCUGAGCCGGUUGACGGAACUAAAUUUGGGAAACAAUAUCUUUGAGGAAGUUCCAGAACAGCUGAAAUAUCUCAGUUCACUGGAAAAGCUUCACUUGUUUGGAAAUAAAAUUACUACAAUAUCACCCACAAUAUUUGAUGGAUUAGAAAAAUUGAUAUUUCUCAAUCUGAACAACAACAAGCUUAAAUAUCUUCCUCCGGAAAUACACAGGUUAGAAAAUCUUGAAAACAUGAAUUUAAACAAUAACGAGCUAGAAAGUAUUCCCAAAGAGCUAUGUUCCUUGCAAAAGCUCUCUGAACUCCAUCUAUCCCACAAUUGUCUCAUCACAAUACCUGAAGAGAUUGGAUACAUGACGAAUCUCAGAAUGCUGUGCCUGUCAAGAAACCAAAUAGGAGUGCUCCCUGACGGCCUUUGCAAAUUGAGAAAACUAAGAAUUCUAGAUGUAGCAGGGAACAAAAUUCAGAUUUUCCCAAUAGCAAUGGAGGACCUUAUGCUGAUGGAACUUUACUGUGAAGAUAAUCCGUUGCUCCAGAAACAGCCUGUUUCUGCCAUUCAAGAGGAAGAAGUUUGGUCUCUUAAGGAAAUAGCGGCAAGACUUAUUUUCAGUCAGUUAACCAAAGAGGACUCCAUUCUACAUACUGCAGUAAAACAGAAUUUGGAGGCAUGCAAUAUACUUUCCAAAAAACAAGAGUGUGCUCAGUGUGGGCAAGGAUUCCUGAAUAUAUGGCUGGAAUGUGUACGUUUUGUGAAUGUCAGACAGAAAAUGAAGAUAAGCAGAAACGUGCACCUCUUGCCUGUAAGGACGUUGCUGUGCUCUUACAAAUGCUUUAACCAUCCUGGCCAUGGAUUCUUUGGAAUUGCUGUACCAUAGAGCAAGCAAGGAAUUCACUCAGUACAUCAAUCAGAUUGCCCUCUUUGGCAUUGUUUAGCCUUACUCGAGAGCUAGUUCUUAGAAUUCAAUAUAGAGUCUGUUCUCAGUGUAAAAUAUACGGUAUAUUAUGGAGAGAUAAUGAGUUACAAAGAAAUGAUCUCCAUAUACAUAAUUAUUCCGCACAACUGUGUGAUGCUGAUGUUUUUUGGCAGACUUAACACAGCUUCUAAAAGUGGAUGAAUUAAACCAAUGACAUUGUUUAAAUAUGAUGCAGAGUUUUAUAGUGUAAAUUGUAAACAGACAUUGUAUUGUGGCUUCUUUGACAGAUGUCUUAUGUUCUAAUGUGAAAUUAUUAUGAAAAUUUGUUUUUUCUGAGAAUUUAGGAUCAAAUUUUAAAGCUUCAAAGAAAUAUAUGGAGACGUGUCAAA
Messenger RNA from Chrysemys picta bellii (western painted turtle), 1506 nucleotides. It is a transcript of the gene LRRC69, whose product is annotated as leucine rich repeat containing 69. Gene Ontology annotation, molecular function: protein binding. The record is from RefSeq and is a predicted model, not a curated record. Lineage: Eukaryota; Metazoa; Chordata; Testudines; Emydidae.